Caenorhabditis elegans is the source of this 1562-nucleotide messenger RNA. RefSeq names its product All trans-polyprenyl-diphosphate synthase PDSS1 (gene coq-1). Gene Ontology annotation, cellular component: mitochondrion; heterotetrameric polyprenyl diphosphate synthase complex; mitochondrial matrix. Bases 95 to 1276 code for a protein of 393 amino acids. The transcript has 11 exons. The record is from RefSeq and is marked reviewed. Gene Ontology annotation, molecular function: prenyltransferase activity; all-trans-decaprenyl-diphosphate synthase activity. Gene Ontology annotation, biological process: pheromone biosynthetic process; isoprenoid metabolic process; quinone biosynthetic process. Lineage: Eukaryota; Metazoa; Nematoda; Chromadorea; Rhabditida; Rhabditidae.
ACCUCCUAAACCCACAUGAGCCGCCGGUGAAACUAGUUUUUGAGCACUGAAAGAAACAAAAACUGGUAUAAAGAAUCAAGAAUAGAAGAUAAUUAUGGGUGUUCUACCGAAAAUCAAUAUUGUCGCAAGGCAGUUCAGAAAAUGUUCAAUGGCAGCCACAUCAACAUCUACAUCCUCAUCAGAUAAUAGUGUUGCUUCAACAGCUUUCGUGCAGGAACAUGUUAGACAAAUGCAGAACGAUAUAAUGGUACAACUAAUACCACAGGAUGAAUCGGGUGCCGUUGAAAAUCUAGCAGACUUGAAUGUUACAUCGAAUUUAGGACGAAUGACACAUUAUUAUUUUCAACAGGGUGGAAAAAUGUUACGGCCGACUGUAUCGCUUCUUAUGGGAAAUGCUUGUAAUUCCGCAGCGAAUCGUUCAAUUUCAGAAGAGUACCUGGCAAUGUUGUCAACAGAACGAUCAGGGAUCGCCGCUCAUUUAUCAGUAUGUCAAAAUCAGUACAAAAUAGGAAUGAUUGCCGAAAUGAUCCAUACAGCGUCUCUAGUGCACGAUGACGUCAUUGAUGAGGCGAAUACAAGGCGUGGAUCAGCUAGUGUCAAUGCUGUUUGGGGAAAUAAAAUGUCAGUGCUCGUCGGAGAUUUCAUUCUUGCUCGUGCCACGCAGAUUCUUUGCUCCAUCGGAAAACCCAACAUCAUUUCAGUUAUGGCGUCGAUUAUUGAAGAUUUGGUUUUAGGUGAAUUUAUGCAAAUGUCAACAACUCCAACAGAUGCUACACCAGUAGACAGAAUGAAGGCUUAUAUAGAAAAAACUCAUCGAAAAACUGCCAGUUUGUUCGCCAGUAGUUGCCGGUCUGCUGCUAUUCUUGCAGAUGGAUCAGAUUUGAAGCUUCAUGAAAUUGCGUUCGAGUACGGUCGAAAUUUGGGAAUCGCUUUCCAACUUGCUGACGAUCUUCUUGAUUUUAUAGCGACUGCUGAUGAAAUGGGAAAACCUGUGGCCGCUGAUUUGAAAUUAGGUCUCGCCACUGCUCCGGUACUAUACGCUUGCGAGCAAUAUCCUGAGCUCAAUACGAUGCUUCUUCGAAAAUUCAAGCAUGAUGGAGAUGCUGAAAAAGCACGGGAAAUUGUUGUAAAUUCGGAUGGAAUGGAUAAAACGCGAAGAUUGAUUGAUUCAUAUUCACAAAAAGCUGUUGAAAUGGCUUCAUCCCUCCCCAACCGCAAUGAAUCUACGGAACAUUUAAUCAAAUUAGCCAUGUCACAGUCGGAUCGAAAAUUCUAAAUUUUUGCUGAAAAAAUUGUUUCCCUUCUUGUUUUUCAUAUUUCUCUGUAGCUGUAGGAUUGUCGUAAAACCAGUUUUUAAACCACUUUCUGGUUUCUGGCACUCUUUUGUUUUUUUUUGUUUUUUCUAUGCAUUUUCGUCCGUUUUUUUGUAUUCCUGUAGUUCUCAUUUAGUUGCCGUCUUUUUUGUUGUUUUUUUACAGUCAGUUUUUUUAAGAUUCAGUCAAUUUCAUCAGUAGAAAAUUAUUGAAAUUUUUAGAUUUAUGAAAAUGAAUUCCUUUUUUUUU